This is a messenger RNA of Erigeron canadensis, 1909 nucleotides long. RefSeq names its product laccase-4-like. Lineage: Eukaryota; Viridiplantae; Streptophyta; Magnoliopsida; Asterales; Asteraceae. Gene Ontology annotation, molecular function: copper ion binding; hydroquinone:oxygen oxidoreductase activity. The coding region runs from base 9 to 1682 and encodes 557 amino acids. Gene Ontology annotation, cellular component: apoplast. The record is from RefSeq and is a predicted model, not a curated record. Gene Ontology annotation, biological process: lignin catabolic process. The transcript has 6 exons.
UGAGAAAAAUGGCGAGUUGGGCGCAUUCAGUCAUGGUUGUUCUAGCUAUAAUCUUGUUGCCAAUUAUGGUUGAGACCAAGGUUUGGCAUUACAAGUUCAAUGUUGUAAUGAAGAACUUUACUAGGCUGUGUGAAACUAAGCCUAUAGUUACUAUAAAUGGAAAGUUUCCAGGGCCGACUUUGUAUACCAGGGAAGAUGAUAGAGUCAUUGUUAAACUAGUGAACAACGUACCACACAACAUUACGAUCCACUGGCAUGGAAUCCGGCAACUAAGAACAGGGUGGUCAGACGGGCCAGCUUAUGUAACUCAAUGCCCGAUACAAUCUGGCCAAAGCUAUCUUUACAAAUUUAACGUUACGGGACAAAGGGGCACACUUCUUUGGCAUGCACAUAUCACCUGGCUAAGGGCAACCGUGCAUGGAGCUAUUGUCAUUUUGCCUAAGCAUGGUGUUCCUUACCCGUUCCCUAAGCCUGACCACGAAAAAGUUGUCAUUUUAGGUGAAUGGUGGAAAUCGGAUGCAGAUGAUGUGAUGAAUCAGUGGAUACAAACUGGUAUGCCGCCUAAUGUAUCGGAUGCACACACCAUCAAUGGCUACCCGGGUCCUGUUCCCAAUUGCAGUACUUCUACAGGAUACACCUUGCACGUGGAAUCUGGGAAAACAUACUUGCUUCGUAUAAUCAAUGCUGCACUGAAUGAAGAUUUGUUUCUUAAAAUCGCUAAGCAUCAAUUUACGGUUGUUGAAGUUGAUGCUUGUUAUGUGAAGCCAUUCAAAACAGAUACGAUAUACAUUGCCCCAGGCCAAACCACAACCGCCCUUUUAACUGCAGAUCAAAACUCUGGCAAGUACUUGAUGGCAAUUUCUCCUUUUAUGGACACCAUUGUCGCGGUUGACAACCAAACUGCAAUAUCCACUUUACGCUACAAAAGUACCAAAAUGUACUCACCGACCAUCCUCACCGCCCUUCCUGCAGUAAAUGCCACAUCAGCGACAAAUGUCUUUAUCGAGUCUCUUAAAAGCCUUAAUUCUGCAAAGUACCCUGCCUUGGUCCCAUUAAAAAUCGACCACUUUUUAACGUUUGUUGUAGGGGUGGGAGUGAACCCAUGUUCUACUUGUAUUAAUGGAAGCAGAGUUGUGGCGGGCAUUAAUAAUGUUACAUUUGUGAUGCCCACUACACCUCUGCUUCAGGCACAUUAUUUUAAUAUAAGUGGUGUUUACACCGAUGAUUUCCCAGGAAAUCCGGUGGCACCAUAUAACUACACGGGUAGUGGCCCGUUAACAAAUAUGCAAAUUACCAAUGGGACUAAAGUUUACCGCUUGGCAUAUAAUUCUACGGUUCAAGUUGUGAUUCAAGGUAAUUCGGUGAUAGCACCAGAAAGCCACCCGAUACAUCUUCAUGGAUUUAACUUUUUUGUGGUUGGAAAAGGGAUGGGGAAUUUUGAUCCAUUGAAUGAUCCGAAGAAGUUUAAUCUAGUUGAUCCGGUUGAGAGAAACACUCUUAAUGUACCCACGGCUGGAUGGACAGCCAUAAGAUUUCGAGCUGAUAAUCCAGGAGUGUGGUUUUUGCACUGUCAUUUGGAAGUACACACGACAUGGGGGCUAAAGAUGGCGUUUUUGGUGGAUAACGGUAAAGGACCAAACGAAUCAAUUAUACCGCCACCAAAGGAUCUUCCAACAUGCUGAUCAACAAUAUUUUGCGAAUUAUGAAACAAUCUCUAGAUAUAUUAUUGCCCAAGAAAAAAUUCAUUGAAGUGUGGAUACGAACAACAACGAUCGGUCUGCUUAGCAUUUGUUAGAGAAAUAAAGACGGAAUCGGUAAGGUAUUUUGAUUUUGGUGUUUGAUUAUUGAUUCAGAGAACAUUUUUCUCUUCAAAUUAAACUUGUCUUUGUUGUGAGAUAUGUACAGUAGA